Molecule: messenger RNA, 5458 nt
Organism: Lemur catta (Ring-tailed lemur)
Lineage: Eukaryota; Metazoa; Chordata; Mammalia; Primates; Lemuridae
Gene: ARMC9
Product: armadillo repeat containing 9
Exons: 25
Coding region: 513-3011 (832 amino acids)
Biological process (GO): cilium assembly
Cellular component (GO): ciliary tip; centriole; ciliary basal body
Molecular function (GO): protein binding
Source: RefSeq, a predicted model, not a curated record
GUCCCGCGGCCGGGCCGUCCCCGAGCCCGCUGUCCCGGGGCGGGGAGGAGCAGCGGUGGGGCCGGAGGGUCGGGGCUCUGCGACCCGUCGCCCCGAGGAAAACCCUGAUGCGCCGGCACCGCUGCCGGAUGCCUCCACUUCUCGCCUGCGAUCUAGGGCUCUUGCUCCCGCGAGGGCCGAGGCGGCUGCCGGACGUCCCAAGGACAGGGCCAUCUGCUUCCCGCAAGUAGUCCCUGAUCUUUGCUGCAGUGGGCCAGACUUGGAGGGGGUCCUCCAGGUCAUCCAGCUGGGGAGUGGCCGCGCUAGCGGGUGAUCUGGGCUUUUAGAUCACCCCUGAUAAUCUCCAACAGCCAUCACCCCUGCCCAGGCGCACAGGUUAAGUACAGACUUCACCUAAUCUAAGGAAAAACAGGACGAUUGCUGUGCAAAUUCGGCUUCCCUACAAAUCCCACAGUCCAACCAGCCUGAAGGCCGUAGAUUUUUGCUGUGAGAGUUACCAGUAACGGUUCAAUAUGGGGGAUAUUCUGGCUCAUGAAUCUGAAUUACUUGGACUGGUGAAAGAGUAUUUAGAUUUUGCUGAAUUUGAAGACACCUUGAAAACAUUUUCAAAAGAGUGCAAAAUAAAAGGAAAACCAUUAUGUAAAACAGCAGGUGGAUCUUUAAGAGAUUCUAAAUCAUUGAUAAUUCAGAAGGAUCUUGUCGCUGCAUUUGACAGUGGAGACCAGAAGAUGUUCUUCAGUUUGUGGGAAGAGCACAUUCCCAGUUCCAUCCGAGAUGGUGACUCCCUUGCCCAGAAGUUGGAAUUCUAUCUUCAUAUCCAUUUUGCCAUCUAUCUUCUGAAACACUCCGUAGGGAGACCGGAUAGAGAGGAGCUGGAGGAAAGGAUUUCUUACUUCAAAACCUACCUGGAGACCAAAGGGGCAGCGCUGAGCCAGACCAUGGAGUUUCUUCCUUUCUACGCCCUACCUUUUGUUCCCAACCCUAUGGUACACCCCUCGUUUAAAGAACUCUUCCAGGAUUCCUGGACUCCAGAGUUGAAGUUGAAGUUGGAAAAGUUUCUAGCUUUAAUAUUUAAAGCUAGCAACACACCAAAGCUUUUAACAAUGUAUAAGGAGAAUGGACAAAGUAACAAAGAAAUGUUGCAGCAGCUCCACCAGCAGCUUGUCGAAGCUGAACGCAGGUCAAUGACAUACCUGAAACGGUACAAUAAGAUCCAGGCGGACUACCACAAUCUCAUUGGUGUCACGGCGGAGCUGGUGGAUUCUCUGGAGGCCACAGUCAGUGGCAAGAUGAUCACUCCCGAGUACCUCCAGAGCGUGUGUAUCCGCCUCUUCAGUAACCAGAUGCGGCAGAGCCUGGCGCACAGCGUGGACUUCACGAGGCCUGGGACGGCUUCCACCAUGUUACGAGCCUCCCUGGCACCUGUGAGAUUGAAGGAUGUCCCAUUACUGCCCUCCCUGGAUUAUGAGAAACUGAAGAAGGAUUUGAUUUGGGGGAGCGAUCGCUUAAAAGCCUUCUUGUUGCAGGCUCUGCGUUGGCGCUUGACCACAUCCCAUCCUGGAGAGCAGAGGGAGACCGUUUUGCAAGCCUACAUCAGCAACGACCUCUUGGACUGUCAUAGCCACAGCCAGAGGAGUGUGCUUCAGCUGCUGCACUCGAAGAGUGAGGUGGUGCGGCAGUACACGGCCAGGCUUGUCAACGCUUUCGCGUCGCUAGCAGAAGGUCGCCUCUACCUUGCGCAGAACACGACGGUGCUGCGGAUGCUGGAGGGAAGGCUGAAGGAGGAGGACAAGGACGUCAUCACCCGGGAGAAUGUCCUUGGAGCCCUGCAGAAGUUCAGCCUCAGGCGCCCGCUGCAGACAGCGAUGAUUCAAGACGGCCUCAUCUUCUGGCUGAUUGAUAUUCUGAAGGAGCCCGAUUGCCUGUCUGACUACACACUGGAGUACUCGGUGGCUUUGCUCAUGAACCUCUGCCUCCGGAGUGCAGGGAAGAACAUGUGUGCCAAGGUGGCAGGCCUCGUGCUCAAAGUCCUUUCAGAUCUGCUUGGCCAUGAGAACCAUGAGAUACAGCCGUAUGUGAAUGGAGCUCUGUACAGCAUCCUUUCUAUUCCAUCCAUUCGUGAGGAAGCAAGAGCAAUGGGAAUGGAAGACAUCCUACGCUGCUUCAUCAAAGAAGGCAAUGCCGAAAUGAUCCGCCAGAUAGAAUUUAUCAUCAAGCAGCUUAAUUCCGAAGAGCUACCAGAUGGUGUUCUUGAAUCUGAUGAUGAUGAAGAUGAAGACGAUGAAGAAGACCAUGACACCAUGGAAGCUGACCUGGACAAAGAUGAACUGAUCCAGCCCCAGCUUGGAGAACUGUCAGGCGAGAAGCUUCUGACCACGGAGUACCUGGGAAUCAUGACCAACACGGGGAAGGUGAGGCGGAAGGGGCUGGCCAGCGUGCAGUGGAGCGUGGACGAGCCCCUGCGCCGGCCCGUCACCCCCGGUGGCCACAGGAACGGGUACCCAGUGUGGGAAGACCAUCUCGCUUCUCGCCAGACGGCCCGACAUGCCGGAAGCGGCUGCCCACAGGCCCUGCGCGGCCCGCGGCGGGCAGUCGGCGGGGAGGGCGAGCCCGGCGCUCCUGAGGCCUGCGCUGCCUCCGCAUCAGCCUUUGACGCCAAGCCCGGAGAGUGGUUGCCAGCGGGACGUCAGGAAGAGCCUCGCCUGCCCCCCACAGGGGCCCCCAGCCAGCCAAGGGAGGUGCCCCAGGACCCCGGCAGUGGAGAGGCCACCAGGGAACUUACAUCGGCCUUCACCUGCAAACCUCGGACACCCCAGACUCCAGAGAUCCUGGACCGGAACCCCCCCAAGGCAAAGCUGUCAGCUCUGGCUCCUCAAUUCUCCUCGUGUGGCCCCCAGCAGGCCAGCCGCCCCAGCUCCAUGGCCUCCUCCACGAGGGGCCUGCACACCUCGCCAAUUGACACCCCUCCCUCCCCUCAGGCAGGGCUGGACCUUUCUAAAGGGCUUUACUGAAAAUGAGGGAAAACAAAAGGACAGAACAAAAGAACGUCAGGCAGCGCAAAAUCAGUCACCCUCAGGAUAUGCGGUUCUGUGACUGCCCCCCCACCUUCCUGACCCUGGCACUCUGGUCAGCUGGGGCCCCGCUGGGCUAGAAGUGUGGGUACAGGCCCCCCUCUUCCCGCUGGGAAACACAGGCCAGGCCCAGAGGAAGUGCGGCGGGUACGGGGAGGGCCCGGAGAGCACCCGGCCAGGGGAGCCCGUAGCCAACAGCGUGACAUGACCCGAGCUGGUGUGGGGAGCUCAGCAAGUGGAGGAUGUCAUGUGUCCUGUGUCACUGAGCGACCCACACCGAGCAGCCUGCUUCCUGUGAGGAAAGAGUGUGGCCAAACAAGUGUCCCAGCCACAAAGCAGGUGACCUGUGGGAGGGAGCGUUCUCUUUACUCCGUUGUACAUGAGCCGGUGACAGAAGGGUUCUGUGGGACGGGACAGAGGGGCUCUGUGCAGGGCCGCUGGGCGCUGGCAUCUCGCUCUGGCUUUUCUCUCUAGGCAGCCAGUCCUACAGGAAGUGAGGAUGGCGCCUUUCCCCGGGUGUCACCGUCGUUGCCCGAGGACCACAGCUUCCCACUCUGAGCCGGGUGGCAGCUGCAGGUGACGGAUGUGAAGGGACAGUUGUCUACCAGCCACUGGGCGGUGGGGGAGCCUCAGGGCAGAGCCCCGAGAGGAGGGCUGGGGAGAGCCGGCUACUGCCCCCCUGGAGGGGGCGUUUCCUCUUCACCCUUCACACUGGGAGGAGGGCAGGGAGGACCCUGGCCCUCGGGAGACCUUCUGGCCCCAGGAGCAGAAGGCUGUGGAUUCGGCAGCCCCGGCCGGGCAGACAAGGUGGAAGGCCGGGCCGGUGACCAGGCCAGCGGGCCGGUUCCAUCUCGCAGGCUGGUGAGGGCGGACCGGAGCCGUGAGCCCCAACAGCGGGGCCUUUCCCGAGACUGCAGACCAGUCCGCCUUGGCGGACGCCAGCUCUCCUCACUCAGACCAACUGCCUGGCAACAGAAGGGAUUUAGAAUAAGGGAAGCUCAUUCUCAAGCCAUGUGCCUCAGCAACAGAUUUUGUAUUUUCUUCCUCUUUUAAAAUGUGAUAAAGAAUUUGGUGUGUUCUGAUCUCCUCAAAGCAGCCCCGCGCUUCUGCACACGUGUUUUAAAGGCCAUGGAAGGUCAAGCAGUUUGACCAGGGAAUGCCCUCUGCUUCCCUCCCUCCGUUGGGACCAUGAACGCAAACAGCCCCCCUGGCAAAACGACCCCAGCUGCCGGGAAGGCUGCAGGUGUCAUCAGGGCCACGUCUCAGGACAGGGGAAGGAUGUUUGCCUUCAGGGCCAGCACGGCACAGGUGUCCUGAAUGCUACCCAAGCCAUAAAGUCAAAUACACUUAAUCCGCAUUUGGAUGGUCCUCUGUGUGUGCGAGAAGGGAAAUGAAAACAAAGUUGCGUGCUCUCCCCGAGGCACUUGAUCUGCCCUGGCCAGGCCCUUCGGUAGGGACAUCUCUGUGGUCCCGCUGGUCGUACAUAAAGGAUAAGCACUGUGUUUUGCAGUGGCUGGUGUUGUCAGUGAGGCCAGAGAGGAAAAGUAGGUCCCUGAAAUGGAAUCACUUUAUGGUGAAACUUUGAAGAGGUGUAGCGUGGUUGCAAAUGAACAGCAAAGGAGCGUAAUGGAAAAAUCUAUCCCGGUCCCACCAAUAAAUCCUCUCCCCUGCAGAUUCCUCAGAUGCCGCAGCCUGGCACCGCCUUUCCCUGCCCUGGCACGGGAGCCGCAGAAACCUGGUGGGGGUGGGACAGUCAUCAGCUUCAGCCCAGAGUCUCCCUGGUACAAAGGCAACGGCGCUUUCUCCCUCAAGCCUACCAAAGAGCUGAAGUCUGAUUUGUAAAUGGUCAUUUGGGAAGAAGAAAAGAUAGUUUUUUAGAGAAGAGAGGAGUAUCCAAUUUAGGGUCAAAAUACACUGAGAUUACCAGGUGAGGGCUGGGUGGUUCUUCCAGGGAAAGUUCUGUAAAUACCACCCAGGCCUCUGCACCACACCCCUGGGAGAGUCUACUCCCAGGCACAUGUUUCCACAUUCCAAGGCCAAAGGCUAGAGAUAUACUUUGUAAAACACCCAACAACGUAUUCAUCAAUAGUCCAGCCAUCACUGGCUUCAGUGAGUUAACUGAGGUUGAACAUGAACACAAUCGAGGGGGAAAAAAUCAAACACACAAAUAAACCAAAACAUUUUUAAAAGUGAUCUGGAGAUCCAAUCAGAGAGCUCCUAAAAUUUGCCCAUGAGAACUAUCAAGGGACGCCACAAAGAGGAGUCUCAGGAGCUUGUGGAACAUGGUGAGCCUUCAGGGGGACCGGGCACCUCUGGCCCUGGACGCUGGUCCCAGUUCUCCAGUCACCUCGCACCCCUGAUUUCUUUCGGGUGGUGCGUGAGCUCAU